CGCCGAUGUGGACGGACGCGUGAACGCAGUCGCCUUGAGAAGGACGCGGUUUAAAGUCGAGGCAUCGCCGACUCCAGACUCAUUUUGUCGGGAUCUUCCUGCCGUCCGCCUUCUGAGGAGAUGGGCGACAAGGCGGGCACCAGAGUUUUUAAGAAGUCGAGUCCCAACUGUAAGUUGACCGUUUACCUGGGAAAGAGAGACUUUGUGGAUCACUUGGACCACGUGGAUCCAGUGGAUGGAGUGAUCCUUGUGGACCCAGAGUAUCUGAAGGACAGGAAAGUCUUCGUCACGCUGACCUGUGCCUUUCGUUAUGGCAGAGAGGACCUGGAUGUGCUGGGCCUGUCUUUCAGGAAGGAUCUCUACAUCUCUACCUUUCAGGCUUUUCCUCCAGUGCCGGAGGAGCAGAAGCCCAACAGCCGGCUGCAGGAGAGGCUGCUGAAGAAACUGGGCCAGCAUGCCCAUCCCUUUUACUUCACAAUUCCUCAGAACCUCCCCUGUUCAGUCACUCUACAGCCCGGACCAGAAGACACUGGCAAGGCUUGUGGUGUCGACUUUGAGAUAAGAGCUUUCUGCACCAAGUCAAUGGAGGAGAAGAUUCACAAGCGGAACUCUGUGCGGCUGGUGAUCAGGAAGGUUCAGUACGCUCCGGAGAAGCCCGGUCCGCAGCCCAUGGUGGAGACGACUCGCAGCUUCCUGAUGUCGGACAGGUCCCUUCACCUGGAGGCAUCACUGGACAAAGAGCUGUACUACCAUGGAGAGCCGAUCAGCGUCAAUGUUCACGUCACCAACAACUCCACCAAGACCGUGAAGAGAGUCAAGAUCUCCGUGCGUCAGUACGCUGACAUCUGUCUGUUCAGUACGGCCCAGUAUAAAUGUCCAGUGGCCCAGGUUGAAGCAGAUGACCAGGUGUCAUCCAGCUCCACCUUCUGUAAGGUUUACACUCUGACCCCGACGCUCGACAAGAACCGUGAGAAGAGAGGGCUCGCUCUGGACGGAAAGCUCAAACAUGAAGACACCAACCUGGCCUCAUCAACCAUUGUGAAGGACAUAACCAACAAAGAAGUGCUCGGGAUCCUGGUGUCCUACAGAGUCAAAGUAAAGCUGGUGGUCUCACGUGGAGGGGACGUGUCUGUGGAGCUGCCCUUCAUCUUGAUGCAUCCUAAGCCUGUGGAGCCACCGGCAUCCCGCCCACAGUCAGCUGUGCCAGAGAUGGAUCCCCCCAUCGACACCAAUCUAAUAGAAUUCGACACAAACAGCAUCUCCCAGGAUGACGACUUUGUCUUCGAGGACUUUGCCCGACUGCGGCUCAAAGGUGUGGUGGACGACAAGGACGAGGACUGCUAGGAGUUAGCCGCCGUCGCACGCUUGCUUCAAACUGCACACACGCACACACACUGUUCAUUUUACAUUCCCCAGGGGGCGGGAUGUGAGGGCAUGUUUGGACAGAGGUUUUCUUCCUCUCGCUUCAUUCUUCACGCCGCCAUUUUUUUGCCACCGCCUUCUCCAUCUGUCUCUGUUUGUCUCUUAGCUGAAGGGUGAACGCUGUGAGUGAGAACCGGAUGUUUGCUGUUCUCUGUAGUUGGGCCGUUCAGAAAGUGGGCGGGGCCUCGAGGAACGGCGACGCGGGAAAAGCUGCAGCAUUCGUCCUUUAGUUUGGAGUCUUUUGAAUGUCGACCAUUUCCUUAGUGACGAUCACGUCUUGUACAAACAGAGUAUAUAUUUGAAAAAAAAAACUCUUCUACGAGCAGUUGGUGUGUGUUGAGUGAUGACCACCGCUUUUCUUCGAGUAAAUACUGUAGAUGCUUUUUAGUCGCGGCUGUUUGGGAGAAAACGCAGUCACAGCUCACCCACCAGCAUCCCACCUCGCUCUGUCGUUAAGAACCAUUCCAGCGUUGAUGCAGUUUCACCACGUCCCGUUGUUCUAAAGGUAGAACACAAGGCCACGUGCAGCCCUGAAGAGCCUUCAGUGUAGAAAUAACGGUUUAAAUCGCAGAAACCAGAAGUUUGAUCUGAGCAGAGCUUGAGCUGCUGAGGCCCGUUGGUUGCGCGCUGCCCCCUAGUGGCUUUAAAGGUCUGGUGCUGGAAGCGUCGCUGGACCUCCGGUGUGUUGGUCAGUCCGAAUGUUUGUCGCAGGAUCAGUGUGAAACACGACAAAACUAAUAUUUUGAUUCGUUCGUUGUUUAGAUCAGCACAUGUCGCGUUUUAAUGAGAUUCCUCAGGGUCGCCCGUUAUUAACUGUCAGGUAUUAAAGCCUCUGUUCUCGUCCUUUACUUUGAAGCCAAUUAAACUGAAUUCACAGUUAUAUACUAAACCUAUUGCCUUUUCCUUUUUAUGUUAAUAUGGAAACGCGGAAACAUCUGAAGUAUAAAACGACACACGCUCUGAUCCCACUGCAAACAUUUUUCAAACCUUAGACCAGAGGCGGACGUCAAAUCACCAGAUCAGCGUCUGCGUCACUUUCGUCAGAGAAUCCAAACUGACGCCAACAUCAUAAAACAAACGGGGUUCUGCUGGUUUCCAGUGACACCUAACGUCAGAUCAAUCCGUGACUCGGUUCCGCCUGGUUUAAAUGACCCUUAAAGGCAAAUACUGGUGUUUCAGUACUUUAUGGUCUCUUGACUCAAAUCGGCAGAUCACGUUUUUGCUGAAGGCAGCUUGUGUCAGCGUCACAGGUUCUGAACUUUCCCUUGGUCACAGUAAAUGCUUGUCAAAUUGAUGAAAUACUGUCUUCACUGGGGGGAAAAGUGUUUUGCCUUUUAAAAUUGUAACUUAAUUGUUGAAAUAGUAAUAAUCUUAUUUAAAUAAUGUAUAUUGUAAAGCCACAUUAUACCUAAACUACUGUGACUUUUUUUUCUACAUAUGCCUCAAAAAAUAUGAAGUUAUGAUUUUAUUCUUAAAGUGUUGUUACCUCCAAUUGUUACCUUUUUUUAAUGGUGGUUUGUCUUCUGAAACAAUGAACCACAUUUUUUAAACGUUUGGCCAUGUUCUGACAAAGUCAUGUGUUUAUGGCCAAUUAAAACUGGUUGAGAUGUAAAGAAGUAAACCAAACACCAGUGUUUCCCUUUGAUUCCACCUUGUGGAUAGGUUAAAGGUCAUUUCAGCAGCUCAACUGUCUUCACCUGGUUAAACUUUUUCUGUUCCUCUUUUAAAUGGGUGGUUGAUGGUAGUUUGGACUUUUCUGACAUCUAUCAAAUGUCUUUAAGUUUUGUGCUUAUUCCUCUAGAAAGAACAUUUCAAAAGACACAAGCACUUUCAUUGGAUAAAACCACAGAGCUGCAGAUGAUGACUUUAGUUAUUUCAGGAGACAUAAGGAUUUUUUUGAAUGCUUGGCCAUUAACUGAAGACACUUGAGAAUCCUUUUCAAGUUGCUUCACAAAAAAACAACAAACUUUAAUUGUCUGAUCUACAGACUGCCAAAUUCCGUGUCUAUGCUCAUUUGCUGGACCUGCAGCUUAGGUGGGAAAAAGAGGAAUAAACCGUUUGAGCAUGUUUUCAUUUGAUUCCGGUUGUUGUUUUCCAAGCAGUGCUGUGAAUCGUAUGAGCUGUGAUUCUGUCCAUAUUUUGUUGUGCAUAUAUGGGGUAACUUUGCUAAGUGUGAAAAUAUUUUGACAAGUGCCACACCCCGGCCUGUGCGAUGCGUACCAUAAUGUCUGUAACAGGAGGUGAUUUCUGCUGGUGGGACACCACAAAAGACAGAAUUAUGAUUAAUAUGCUUCUGAUUAUCGUGACUUAUUACUUCUACUGUAUCAUCAUUGCGACCAUGAUUAUUCUUAAUCAUUUUAAAGUCUAUUGUUUAGCCAUGUAUUUUUAUUUUGAGAUUUUUAUUUGUUUUCUUUUUAUUAAAGGUAAAAUGAACUAACAGA
Molecule: messenger RNA, 3863 nt
Organism: Betta splendens (Siamese fighting fish)
Lineage: Eukaryota; Metazoa; Chordata; Actinopteri; Anabantiformes; Osphronemidae
Product: arrestin red cell
Exons: 16
Coding region: 121-1344 (407 amino acids)
Biological process (GO): signal transduction; positive regulation of ERK1 and ERK2 cascade; G protein-coupled receptor internalization
Cellular component (GO): cytoplasm
Molecular function (GO): angiotensin receptor binding
Source: RefSeq, a predicted model, not a curated record